Molecule: messenger RNA, 2802 nt
Organism: Salvia splendens (bonfire salvia)
Lineage: Eukaryota; Viridiplantae; Streptophyta; Magnoliopsida; Lamiales; Lamiaceae
Product: glutamate receptor 2.1
Exons: 5
Coding region: 1-2802 (933 amino acids)
Cellular component (GO): membrane
Molecular function (GO): ligand-gated monoatomic ion channel activity
Source: RefSeq, a predicted model, not a curated record
AUGGAGAAAAGAAGACAUAAUAUUCCCAUCUUGUGCAUUUUCCAUUACUUCUUGUUAUCCAACAUAAAUUUGAGCCCAAAAAUGGCAGAUGCACAGACCAUCCCCAUAAGAGUAGGUGUAAUUCUUGACAUGGAUGGCUAUGGACAGAUGGCCUUCAACUGCCUAUCCAUGGCGCUUUCCGACUUCUAUUCCACCCACACUCACUACAAGACUCGGCUCCGCCUCACCACCCGCCCUCCAAAAGCCGACAUCAUCGGCGCCGCCGCCGCAGGCCUAGACCUACUCAAGAAUGUGCAAGUGCAAGCCAUACUAGGCCCAACCUUCUCAACACAAGCAAGCUUCCUCAUCUCUCUAGGAGAAAACUCCCAGGUCCCCAUCAUCUCCUUCUCCGCCACAAACCCUUCCCUCUCCUCCACCCGAAGCCCCUACUUCGUCCGCGCCACCCUCAGCGACGCCUCACAAGUAGACGCCAUAGGCGACAUCGUAGAUGCCUUCGGGUGGCGAGAAGUCGUCCCCAUCUACGAGGAGAACGACUUCGGAGAAGGCAUCAUGCCUUACCUCAGCGACGCCCUGGGCCGCGCCAACGCCCAGAUACCUUACAGGAGCGUCAUCCCGCCUCUCGCCACCGACGACCAGAUCGAGGCCGAGCUCUACAAGCUCAUGACGAUGCAGACCAGAGUGUUUGUGGUCCACAUGAUGAGCCCCCUCGCGUCUCGUCUCUUCCUUAUAGCGCACAGGGUCGGCCUGAUGACCCCGGAUUGCGCCUGGAUCAUCACGAAUGGGGUCACCAACGAGCUCGAGUACCUGGAUAGAUCUGUGCUGGAGUCCAUGCUGGGAGUUGUUGGAGUGAGGCAUUAUGUCCCGAGGAGCAAAGAGGUUAAGAGCUUCGAAGCUAGGUUUCGUAAACAAGUUGUUGUUGGUGAUAAGUUAAGCAUUUUUGGGCUGUGGGCUUAUGAUGCUGCCACUGCACUAGCUAUAGCAGCAGAGAAGGCAGAGCUUAAAGAUGUUACCUACAUACAAAAGUCGACGAACUCAACGGAUCUGGAAGGAUUUGGAGUGUCGGGUGGUGGGCCGAGCCUCAUCAAGGCCUUGUCGAACACAACAUUCACAGGGCUAGCGGGGAGCUUCAGGCUAGCCGAUGGGGAGCUUGAGGCGCCGCCUCUCGAGAUUGUCAACUUCGUAGGCCAUGGAGUUCGGGGCAUUGGAUAUUGGACUAAAGAGAGUGGGAUUGUCAAAGAACUCAACGCUAAAAGCGCGAACAUAGUUGCAGAUUCAACUCCCAAAUCCAGGCUUGGAUCGAUCAUCUGGCCGGGCGACACGACGUCUUGGCCUAGAGGUUGGGUGAUCCCAACCAAUGGAAGGAAGUUGAGAGUUGGAGUGCCUGUGAAAGCUGGCUUCACUGAGUUUGUGAGUGUUACAUGGAAUGCUGACAAUUCUGUAAGAGUGGAAGGGUAUUGCAUAGAUGUUUUUGAAGCAGUGAUGGCAGCAUUGCCUUAUGGUGUGAGCUAUGAAUACAUCCCAUUUGCAUAUCCCAACCGCACCACGGCCGGAGAUUACAACAGCCUGACCUAUCAAGUAUUCCUCGGAAACUAUGAUAUCGUUGCUGGAGACGUGACGAUUGUGGCAAACAGGUCGCAGUACGUGGACUUCACUCUGCCCUACACAGAAUCUGGCGUGGCCAUGAUCGUCCCAAUGAGAGAUGACAAGAGGAAGAAUGCAUGGAUUUUCUUGAAGCCCCUGACUUGGGAGCUUUGGGUGACGAGCUUCUGCUCGUUUGUCUUCAUCGGAUUCUUGAUCUGGAUCCUUGAGCACCGGAUCAACGAGGACUUUAGGGGGCCGUUCUGGUACCAAGUUGGCAUGAUCUUCUGGUUCUCCUUCUCAACCAUGGUGUUUGCUCAUAAGGAGAGGGUUGUGAGCAACCUGUCAAGAAUGGUGUUGGUCAUAUGGUUUCUGGUGGUCCUGAUCCUGACACAGAGCUACACCGCGAGUCUGGCAUCGAUGCUCACCGUUCAGAAGCUGCAGCCGACGGUGACGGACGUGAAUUUUCUGAUCAGGAACAGAGAAAACGUGGGAUACAUGCAGGGAUCGUUCGUGUUAGGAUUCCUCAAGAAGAUGAACUUCGAUGAAUCGCGCCUCGUGGAGUACGACUCGCCAGAGAAGCUCGACGAGCUUCUCUCCAGCAGCCGCAUUGCCGCAGCGUUUCAUGAAGUCCCCUACAUAAAGCUCUUCCUAGGCAAAUACUGCUCCAAAUACACCAUGAUCGGACCCAUAAACAAGGCUAACGGUUUCGGCAUCGUGUUCCCGAUCGGUUCGCCUAUGGUAAAGGACGUUUCGCGCGCAAUUUUGAACGUGACGGAGGGGCGGAAGAUAGCGGAGAUGGAGAGGAAAUGGCUGGGAGCUGUGAAGAAUUGUUUGGAUUCGAAUGAGUUGGCGUCGCCUAAGAAUCUAGGGCUUGGGAGCUUCUGGGGUUUGUUCUUGAUCGUGGGGGUGGUGGGGAUGGCGGUGUUGAUUUUUUAUGUGGGCGAAUUUGUGCGUGAGAAUUUGGGUGAAUGUGAUCCUAAUGCAACGAUGUGGCAAAGGAUGGUGGAAUUGAUGGACAAGUUUGACGAUAAAGAUAAGAAUAGUCACACUUUUAAGAAAGAUGGAUCAUGUGGAGGUGACUGUGGUGGACAGAGUCCUUUACUUGUGUCGAUGGCCUCUCCUCGAACUGAUGGGCCGCCGACCCCGACUGGGUCGAGCUCGGGUUUCUCGAGCCCCGUCCAAAGACAAGGGAUUGAGCUUUACUUAUCUCAAAGGAAAUGA